Messenger RNA from Nycticebus coucang (slow loris), 926 nucleotides. Its product is annotated as maestro heat-like repeat family member 5. Gene Ontology annotation, cellular component: cytoplasm. The transcript is spliced from 6 exons. The record is from RefSeq and is a predicted model, not a curated record. Bases 1 to 843 code for a protein of 280 amino acids. NCBI's taxonomy places the organism in Eukaryota, Metazoa, Chordata, Mammalia, Primates, Lorisidae.
AUGCUGGACUCUUGGACCCAGCCGAGUGUCCAGUGUGGGCUCUUUUCUUGCUGGGAUCUCGGGUCUGGUGGUCAGCAAGCUUUGUCUCCUGUCACACACACAAAGAGAUGCCUGGAUCAGGACGCGUGGGAGGCCAGGCUGCUCCAGUUUUCCAGCCAGUCAUUGCUGGCCAUCGAGGAUGUCCACUGGCUGGAGGAAUUCACACUGGCCAUACUGGAGAGGAUACAGGAUGGCAGGGAUGAGGAAGAGCAGAAGGCUUUCCUGUACAGAUUAUUUGGCUUUACCCUGCGGACCUCAAGGAAUCUGAAACUGGUACAGAAGAUGCUGCCUGCCAUGCUAAACACCUCCCAAGAGGAGCCGGAAGAGAGGGAGGGCAUCGCCAAGGCAGUAGCUGUUGUGUCCCUGGGACACCUAACGGUGGUUCUGGAUGAACUCGAAGUGUAUGGCACUAAACUCACUGACAGGGACACGUCAUCCAUCCUCAAACUGGCCAAGGAGUAUCAGCAAAGGGAGUGGGGGCUGGUCUGCCACACCAUCUACCUAAGCUAUGGCAUGAUGAUGUCUGUGGCCAAGGACACCCUCUCCUGCCAUGUGGACACCAUCCUGGCCUUGGCCGUGCUGCAUUACCAGGAGUGCAUUGUGAAGAAGGACAAGACUCUGAAACUUGAGUACCUGGAUACCCUGACCCAGAUGACAAGCAUCCUGAGCACCCAGCUCAUUCCCUUGCCAUGCAAGUUUCCCCACAAACAGGACAUUGUGACCUCCAUGGCAGUAAGCACCACUCAGGAGGCGGGGCAGAGAACAGGGCGGAGGGAGGACGGUCCCCAGGGAAAGCCUCAGUAGGGUUACUAGGCCAGGCCUGGAAGAGAGAAGCCUAGAGUUUCCAGCCUUUUGUUCCUGCUGCCAUCCUUCUUUUCCAUGCUCCA